This is a messenger RNA of Symsagittifera roscoffensis, 5535 nucleotides long. RefSeq lists its product as uncharacterized. The transcript is spliced from 4 exons. The record is from RefSeq and is a predicted model, not a curated record. Lineage: Eukaryota; Metazoa; Xenacoelomorpha; Acoela; Convolutidae. The coding region runs from base 28 to 1344 and encodes 438 amino acids. Gene Ontology annotation, molecular function: protein binding.
GUGUUUUGUAAACAUAAUAUUCAGUUAAUGAUGGCGUAUUUGACUCAGCAAUUGAAACCAUAUCGAUAUGAUGAUUACGCGCCUCACGAAGAGUUUGAAGAUGUGAACAGAUACUGGUACCAAGCGAAAGGUGGUUCCUGGGUUUGCAUUCCUAAGUUAAUCAACCCAUACGAUAACCUUAAUGUGAGAAAAGGAGCGAGUAUCGGUGAAUGCAAAACCGCAUUUCGUGAACUGGUUUCAACUCCGAACCGCCAAAAACGCAUGUUAGUUGCAUACUCUUGGCAUAUGAUAACAAACGAAGCGCUGUAUCGCAUUGGAGAGAGAACAGUUUGUGACGUGUUCGAUUAUGCAAUUAGUGGCAACACAGGCAAUCUGAAAUUGGAACUGGAAAAACACCCAGAUGCGCUGGAAUGCACAGAUACUUCUGGGUCUUCGUUGCUGUACAUCGCAGCCCGAAGCGGUUUUUACGACACCUGUGAGUUUCUUCUGGAUAAAGGAGCCAAACCCGGACUAGCUUGUGGAUCCUCAGAGAGCACUCCUCUACAUGCGGCAUCCUAUUAUGGUCACGAUUUAGUUUGCAUGCUGCUUAUAUCCAGGGGCGCCAAAGUUGAUGCCAAAAAUAAGUUCGGAAACACGCCCGCUGAUGAAGCAAAAACACAUGAACUUAACCAAAAAUUGCAAGUAUUAAAGAAUGGCGACAAACCCUCACCAAUGGCUAGAUUGACAGGGAGUUUAUGCCUUGAAAAUGUAACUCAUAAUGGAAAAACUGUUGCGCGUCUUUUGAGGCUUCAGAAUAUAGAAAUACCUAAGAACUGGCUGCCAGCAUGGCAUGGAACCAAAUACAAUUAUUUGAAUUCGAUUCUGAAAAACGGAUUGCAACCAUCGGGAGCGGUUGUAGAUGGCACGGCAAUCAGACCCCCAAAGGGUCAUUACCAGCUGGGGUCAACUCACUUUGGAGUUAACAACUGGGCGAGCGCUGUGUUCAUCUCUCCCAGUUUGAUAUACGCAGGUCAUCCGACAUACUCCGAGCGAGUUGUUAUUGACGGCGAGCAAUGGUGCGUAAUUGUCUGUGUUUUGUGUCGACCGGGAUCGUUUGGAUCUUACCCGAGCACGAUUGUUAGCAAUGACCCGGUUGACGGCGAACCCGUAGACUCCGAAUGGCGAAUUAACGUGGACGGCGAUAACCUUAUUUGGAGAAUGGAGCAAGGCUCUAAGAGUUCAAGUCUGAUGGUGACUGGAGCUGUUCUCGUUGACAUCAAAUUCUUCGACUCAAUUGGAAGCAUCGGAGGUUUGACGUAUCGCGAGGCUUCCCUGUUGGUUCACACUAACUACUCGCAAAAAUGAAGUGUUUGCCUGUAGCGUUAGUUUGAAAGUGACGAGAAAUUGUUGUAUACAGUGCCGUUAAGUGCAAUUUGAAUACAGUGCAAUUGUAACCUAUUUCUAUCUUCUGUCAAAUAAUCUGAAUUAUAAUUGAAUCUUUUAUAUGGGUCCUAGGAGCUGCAUGUUAGAAUACCUGGGAUCUAUAAUUUGUAAAUACUGCAAUGAAAUCUUGAUUUUGUAAAUUUUAGUGAUUUUUCCUCGAGUGAAUGAAAUACGUUAAAACUCGUUUAAAAUAAAUGCAAAUAAUUACUAAAACAUACGUGAACUUUCGUUCAUAUUUGACUUAAAACCAGCCCUACAAAGGCUGCGUUGUGCUAAAAUUGUGACUACUUCUUCUUGAAGUAAAUAUCUCCUUUUUCGGUGCUUUUUCAAAAUUGAAAUAAUAUCAACUGAUAGGUGCUUACUACAUUUUUAUUUGAAAAUUAUAUUUUUCGACGAAUAGUUAUAAUAAGAAUCUAUAUUUUCAAGGUUUUUAUUUAAAAUUUAACGUCCUUAUACCGCAAAUGAAGCGUUUGCUUGAAACUUUGAAAAGUGACCGGAAGUGAUUGAAUACAUUGCUGUUAAGUGCAAUUUGAAUAGUGCAAUUGGAACCUAUUUAUAUCUUUUGUCAAAUAAUCUGAAUUGUAAUUGAACCUUUUAUAUAACCGUACGAACCUAUUUCUUUCAAUUGCAAUUUCUUUCUGCAAACCUAAUUUUCUUUUGUCGAAUUAUCCGAAUUAUAAUUGAACAUUUAAUAUAGCGGUACGAUUUUCAUUUAAGGAUACGUGGGUUCUAGAUUUCUAAAUACUGCAAUGAUUUUGAAUUUUAGUUAUUCUGUCUUGAGCUAUUAAAAUCGUUAUGAUUCUUUUUAAAUAAAUAUUUAAACAUACUUGAAUAUUCGUUGUUAUAUGAGUUGAAACCAGCCCAUCAACGGAGGUCUUAAUUAGUUGUCAACGGCGGUCAACAUUAGCUAAAUUUAUUGUGAAGAUUUCUUGAAAUGAAUAUCUCCUUUUCUGGUGCUCUUUUUUGUAAUUGAAAUUAUAUCAACUGAUAGGUGCUUACUAAAAUUUUUCAUAUUUUUUGACAGAAUUAUACAAAUAGAAUUUAUUUUUUGAAAACUUUCUUUCAGGCUGAAAGUCAUAUUUACACUGAACCCAGAAUCAAGUUUUAAUCGUUGGUUAACAACUUGAUUACUAAAUCUUUUCACUCAUUUGGUCAAGGUGAUUUCGUCAACAUUAGAUAUAAUUUGAUUGUCUCCAUGUAAUUUUAGCAUGUCCGGUGGUCUAUCUCUUUGUUUUUCUCUAUUUGAUAUAAAAGGCUUUAGCCUAUGACUUACUGGUUAAGUCGAAUGUUGAUAGCGAAAAAAACUUCCGGAAUUUUUGUGUGUGUACUUUUUAGGACCCUUCGGCAAAAAUUUUCUCUUUUCAGAAAAUUUUUCAUUUUUUUUUCUUCAAAAACGACUCGACCAAUUUUCAAAAAAGUAACAUCAAUGGGAAGCAGGCCCACUAUUAUAUGUGCCUGCUUUAUUCUAUAUUCUUUUUAUACAUCAAUUUGCUUUCUACAGCUUUCCAAAAACAGCUUUCUACAGCUCUUUCUGAAAACAACUCAAUCUGAUAUCAAGGGUUUAAUCGAGGUUUUGUGAAGCCUUCUUGCAUAAGUUGCUACGACUUAAAGUUUGUACAAAAAAAUAUGUCUCUGGGAAGUUUCCAAAAUCACAAAAACUUUCACUCAUUUUUUAAUAGACAUCUAAGGUUUUAAGUGAAGCCCACUUUUUAAAUUUCUUAAAUUAUUUGUUUCAUCCGGCAUCAGUACAACAAAAAUCAAAAAUUAUCAAACAGGUACAUCCGGCUCAGCUGCGCCUCUUGUGUGUGUGCGUGUGUAUGUGUUUGAGGAGUUGGAAUUCAAGUUUCGAGUUUCAAAAUAUUUGAUAGCUCUAAAUUUUUAUGACAUUUUUUUCUCGGGCAAACUGGUGUUUGCUCAACCAAUGUUGGCUAAAAUUUUGCUGCAUAAGUUUUGUUUUGGUGCUAAUUCAAUUCUGGUAGUCGUUUUAAUUGACACAUUUUUCUUCAAAAUGAACUUAAGCAAAUCAAAGCCCGCGUGUGGAAAAUAACAGUUUUUCGAGUUGUGGGCUUUCGUCUUUUCUAUCUGCUAGCUUGUCAUGUUUCUGUUUUAUUGCGUAAAUGUGGGUUUUUGCUGAGGGACCUUUCACAUUUGUGUAAAUGUGACCUUUUGCAGCUGAUAGCAGUCAUUAAAAACUAUGCCUAGCCAGUGAUUGUCGCCAGUUAACUUGCUGCUGUUACUGUUGUUAUAAAGUUUUCUCAGACUUUUACCCGGGGCUAUCUAUCCAGUCAACUGUCUACCUAACCAUCUAACCAACCAAUCAUCCAUCUAUGUUCAAGCAUAAUAAUUUUGCAUGUUUACCGAAAGAGUUUUUCAUGUUUGAGCUAUAUCAUAUAUUGCAAUGCUUAAGAAAAUUUUCACUUAGUUUUCCGCAAGGUCAUUAAUUUUCAGUAUUUUUUUUUUGCGAGGCGAAAUAAGUCUGUCUGUCUGUAUACCUGCUUUGUUAAUUAAUUUGAUUAUGUCUGUCUACCCGUCUCCUAAUUUUUAACUUUCAUCUAUCUAUUAUAUAUUUAAAUACGGGCUUCACUAUCUCGCCAUGCUAAGGCUUUUUCAACGUAUUAUUUUUACAUGUUUAACAAAAGAGUUUUUUUCAUGCUCAUGCUAUAUCGUAUAUUACUAUGAUUAAGGUUUUUUUUCGAUUUUCCAGUUUAAGUUCAGUGUUUAAUUUAUCAAGUUUGAAAUUAACAACCUAAUAGUGGGAUGUUGUCAGAGUUUUCCCAGCUUUUGCGUUUCUGGCCUCCAUAUAUGAAUUACCAAAUCCUUGUAGUUUACGAGAUAGGCAACUUUCGAGAUUUUUCGAAAAUUUCUAGAAAAACUAAUUUUAAAAUUUUCUCAAUUUUUGAAAUUCUCGUCCUUUAGUUAGGUGCUGUUAGGGUAUUCUCAGGAGUUGCGAAUCUGGCUCCAAAUCUGACUUUCGAAUCCUUGUAGUUUUCGAGAUAUGACGUUUUUUAUGAUAUUUUAAAAAAAUGUUCAAAAUUUAGAUUUUAAAAAUUUCCAAAUGUUGAAGAUCUCAAUCGUGUUAUUGGAAUCUGUGAGGAAACUCUCAGGGAGUUGCGAAUCUUGCCACUGAAUAUGGUUGCUCAAUUAUUUGUAGUUUUCGAGAUAUGACGUUUUAUAGGAUUUUCUCAAAAUUUUUCAGAGAACUUAGCUAUAAAAGUUUUCACAAAACUUGAAAUUACCAUCUAUGUAGUGAGGCUUUGUCAGGGUACUCUCAGGUGUUGCGAAUUUCGCCUCCAAAUUUGACUGCUCUAAACCUUGCAGUUUUCCUGAUAUGAUGUUUUUCGUGAUUUUUUCAAAAAAUUUUCAUGAAAAUUAAAUUAAUUUUUUUUUCAAAGCUUUAAAUUCCUAACCUGUAGUUGGGGGUAGUCAGAGUAAUUUCAGUGGUUGUAAUUUAGGACUACAAAUAAGAAUGCCCAAAUAAUGUUAGUUUAAGAGAUAAGACCUUUUUUGUGAUUUUUUUUGGAAAUUUUCAGAAAACUCAAAUUACAAAAUAAUUCACUAAAGUGAAAUUCCCAAUCCUGUAGCUGUGUGCUGUCAGAGUAAUUUCAAAGAUUGCGAUUAUUGCCAUCAAAUAAGACUGCUGAAAUCUUGGUAGUUUUCGAGAUGUGAAUUUUUUGCUGGUUCUCAAAAAUACCUUUUUUUGGAAACUUAAGGUUACGUUUCUCAAAAUUUGAAUUUCUCAAAGUUGUAGUUGGGUACUAAAAGAGGACUCUCAAAAGUUGCACAUCUUGCGUCCAAAUGCGACUUCUCAAUUUCUUGUAGUUUCCCAGAUGUGACAUUCUUUAGUUCAUUUUAAAUUUUCGAAGAACUUAUAAAAAAACUUCACAAAUUAUUAUGGUUCUUCAAAAUUUGUAUGAAGAACUUGAAUAAAAAGCUUUGCAAAAUUUGUAAUUACGAACCUUGUAAUUGGGUGCUUUCAGAGUACACUCAAAGAAGUCAGAUCUUUUUUCCAAAUAUAUGCGGUUUAUUAUGAGUACCGGAGGUGCGUUACACGGUAGUACUCAAUUAAAACCGUGAUAUAUAACAAUCUAUCUAUAUUUAUCUAUAAUAUAUUCG